This is a messenger RNA of Neurospora hispaniola, 1785 nucleotides long. RefSeq lists its product as uncharacterized. The coding region runs from base 1 to 1785 and encodes 594 amino acids. The transcript is spliced from 4 exons. NCBI's taxonomy places the organism in Eukaryota, Fungi, Ascomycota, Sordariomycetes, Sordariales, Sordariaceae. The record is from RefSeq and is a predicted model, not a curated record.
AUGACGAUGUCAAGCCUUCCCCGCCAUCAUGGAAGCCAGGCGCCCUCAGACAGCACCGGAAUAGCAAUCCUUAUCGUCCGCCUCUCCCACCACAAAGACAUCGACUCAUGGUCCGGCCGCAAGGCACCGCAAGUGCUGCUUUCGUACACGACUACCGUGGCGAACUCCCUCAUGGGCGUGGCAUUUGCUGAGGCGGCGGUGAUUACCUUCUGGAGGGGCGCGGUGGGCGGGAUGCCGGUUAGUAACUUGCAUUAUGUGUGGGCCAGUUCAAGCAGUGUUGUGGGCGCUUUGACGAGUUUGUGGAGGAGGAGGGCUGUGGGUGUUAGUUUGGUGUCCAUCCUCGUGGCCAUCUCGACACUUCUGCGCGGUCCUCUGAUGCAGAGAGCGACCUAUGUCGAACUGGUUGACCUCGAGGAGUGGGACGCGAUCAAGAUUCCAGUUAUGGCAAACAUGAGCGAUGAAUGGGGCGGCAUGCUCAGCGGGCACGCUUUAACGGACCUGCGGUUUUCGCCUGGUUUUGCGGACGCGGUUGCCAGGUAUCAGGCUCAGUCUCCGAUGUCGCUGCUCGGGGCUGACUGUAAGAAUUGCUCUGUCAAUGUGGUGGCCUUCGGUUUCCAAGUCAGCUGCACAGCUACCAACAUCCCAUACAAUCUCACCGGCAGUGUCGAGGCCAUCAUGAACGGUACGCUUGGGGCGACUGUGUUCGACUCAAAGAUCAGCAUCGUCAACGAGUCGCCAAGGGGAAGUCUGCUGAACAUCAGCGUGGUGCGCAAAGUCGAUGUCGGAUACGAGGGCAACCUGGAGCACAAGGUGUGCUUGCUUGCUCCUUCCUUGCUGAACUACAGCAUGUUUCUCGAUGACAACUUGUUGAGCUUCCAGUCAGAAAACUGGUUUGACGCCAAAGCUGUGGAAGACCCUGUUAGCCUGCCACCGGUUGACUCUUUCGUGGCGCCGAUUAACAUGACAAUCCCCUACAUCACCGGCUUCGGCAGCACCAUCCCCGCCCUCCACGCCAUAGGCUCCCUCCUCUUCGACUCCACCUCCAACGUCUCCCACGGUGGCGCCGUAGGCUGGACCACUUCCAACUCCGGUCUGCUCUCCAACCUCUACUACACCGCUGCCACGCCCGCCGCCCGGCGCAGUUCCGAUCCCAAAGAUUACUCCUUUGACGAUCCCAUGGUGGACAUCAUCAACGCGUACCGAGACAUCGCAUUUCGCAUGUCUUUGCAGGCGGCGACUGAAGAAAACGAGGGGUUGUCGGAUAAGGACGCGAAGGUCUUUCAAGAGGUGGAGUCGAUAAGUCACCAGAGCAUGGCGAGGUACGCGAUGGACAAGACGGCGCUGGCGGUGGCGGUGGUUAUUAGCUUGAUUGGUCCCGUGGCUACGUUGAUGUUGUUCUGGGGGUGGUGGAAGUUGGGAAGGAGGUUUACGAUGAGUCCGUUGGAGAUGAUCAAUGCUGUGCUGGCGCCUGGAGAGGAGGAGUUCUUUGAUGAUUAUGACAUGAAUGGAAAUGAUGAAAGGGAGGGACAGUCGGGAGACCGAAACCAGAGGGAGGUGGCUAGGUUGUUGGCUGAGUGUAAUCAAAAGGGUGAUGCGUCGGGAGCAGAUUUGGCGAACCAUGUGAGGCAGAACAAGAAGGGGGAGGAGCCGGUGUUGAAGUAUGGGGUUGAUGGAAGGGGAAAGCUUUCGAUGAAGGUGGUGGGCGGUGGUGGUGUGAGGCGGAGGAGGCAGAAAGAGGGGGGCUUUGUUUCGGGGUUGGUGGAUGUUUUGUUGAAUGAUGGGUGA